Molecule: messenger RNA, 1941 nt
Organism: Zonotrichia leucophrys gambelii
Lineage: Eukaryota; Metazoa; Chordata; Aves; Passeriformes; Passerellidae
Gene: ASB2
Product: ankyrin repeat and SOCS box containing 2
Exons: 9
Coding region: 1-1941 (646 amino acids)
Biological process (GO): protein localization to ciliary inversin compartment; intracellular signal transduction
Cellular component (GO): ciliary inversin compartment
Molecular function (GO): protein binding
Source: RefSeq, a predicted model, not a curated record
AUGGCCACGACGGCAGCAAAUACUCAAAGACAAACGAUAGGCUGCGAGGAGUACAGUCUGUACAGCAGCCUGAGCGAAGAUGAGCUGAUAAAGAUGGCCAUCCAGCAGAGCCUGGAGGAGGACACAGCAGCUCAGACAGUGGCCCAGAGCCCCCAGAAGUCGCUGGUGGCCCGUGCGGGUGAAGCGGCCGCCCCAAGCCGUGCCAGCCCGCACAACCCUCCCUACCGCAUCUACCCCUGGCAAAGAUUGGCCCAGCAGACAGGCCGUGCUCAGCCGUCCGGCUCGGGGGCAGCCUGGGGGGUCAGGCGAAGGUGCGACAGCAGCCAGCUCAGCACAUCCCAGGCCGUAGAAAUUGACCCUGUAGUGGCAGCAAUCAGGGAUGGAGAUGAAAAAGCAGUAUUCAACAUGAUGAAAUCAGGAAAAAACCUUUCUGUACCUAACAAGGACGGCUGGAUACCCCUCCAUGAAGCUGCAUACUAUGGCCAAGUGGGCUGCCUGAGCCUGUUGCAAAAAGCAUACCCAGGCACCAUCGACCAGCGCACCCUCAAUGAGGAGACAGCUCUGUACCUGGCCACCAGCCGGGGCAACCUGGACUGCCUACUCACCCUGCUGCAGGCUGGGGCUGAGCCCGACAUCUCCAACAAGGCCAGAGAAACGCCGCUCUACAAAGCUUGUGAGCGCAAAAAUGCAGAGGCUGCAAGACUGCUGGUGCAGUACAAUGCAGAUACCAACCAUCGCUGCAAUCGGGGAUGGACCGCGCUCCAUGAGGCCGUCUCCCGAAAUGACCUGGAGAUCAUGGACAUCCUUGUGAAAGGGGGUGCCAAGAUUGAGUCAGCAAAUGCCUACGGGAUCACUUCCUUAUUUGUGGCAGCUGAGAGUGGGCAGUUGGAAGCUUUGAGAUACCUUGCAAGAUGCGGUGCUGAUAUAAACACACAAGCCAGUGAUAACGCCUCUGCUCUUUAUGAAGCCUGUAAAAAUGGACAUGUGCCCAUUGUGGAGUUUCUUUUGUCCCAAGGAGCAGAUGCCAACAAAGCCAAUAAGGAUGGCCUGUUACCUCUUCACAUAGCAGCCAAAAAAGGGAUUUGCGAGAUUGUGUCCAUGCUGAUCCCUGUGACCAGCCGCACCCGUGUCAAGCGCAGCGGCAUCAGCCCCCUGCACCUGGCGGCCGAGCGCAACAACGACGAUAUCCUGGAGGAGCUGAUCGAAGCUGGCUACGAGGUCAACACCACCCUCUCUGAUGAACGCUCCUGCCUCUACGAGGACAGACGCACCACCCCACUCUAUUUUGCUGUUUUUAACAACAACAUCUACGCCACAGAGCUGCUGCUGCAAGCUGGAGCCAACCCCAAUGUUGACCUCAUUAACCCAUUACUCAUCUCCAUCCGCCACGGCUGCCUGAAGACCAUGAAACUGCUUCUUGACCAUGGGGCAAACAUUGAUGCCUAUAUAUCAAGUCAUCCCACCACCUUUCCAGCUACCAUCAUGUUUUCAAUGAAGUACCUUUCUGUGCUGAAGUACCUCCUGGAUCUGGGCUGUGAUGCAGGUUCCUGUUUUGAGUGUCAGUACGGAAAUGGCCCACACCCUGCAUUAAAUUACAGAAGGGAAAGACUGAAUGAUCCCCAGGUGACCAGGGAGCCAGCUGUAGUACAGUUUUGUGAAAUGGUGUCUACUCCAGAGAUAAGUCGCUGGGCUGGGCCGAUCAUCGAUGUUCUUCUGGAUUAUGUGGGAAAUGUGCAGCUCUGUUCCCGGCUCAAGGAGCAUAUUGACAGCUAUGAGGACUGGGCUGUCAUUAAAGAAAAAGCAGAACCCCCACGACCUCUUUCCCACCUUUGCCGCAUCAAGGUCCGGAGCGUGGUUGGAAGGAACCGCAUUAAACUCCUGGACACGCUGCCCCUCCCAGACAGACUGAUCCGCUAUCUACAGCACGACUACUCACAGUGA